GUUAAGCGGAGCUUUGCCUGCAAUGACAGGACCACGUGUGGAGCAAGUGAACCUUUAUCGGGCGCGUGAACUUUCCAAGCUCUCAAAGCAGCUGGUUGGUGUCAUGACAUGGCGGUGGUUUUUCUUUUACUGAGAUUCACCCCAAAUCGGACUCAUUCAAGAAACAGACACUCACUGGGCUCUGGGCUCGUGUAAAUGGGCGAAAUUACCUCCCGGGAAUCGACUCAAGUGAGGAGGGCAGCCUUAUUUACAUCUUAUAGCUGGGGCGACCAUUAAACAGUCAGCACACAUCACUAUUCCGUUGACUACAGCGGUUUUGCGCGUCUGUUCAUAAUAAUGAUCAGUUUGCUACACGCACACACUCGUACACACGCACACGCACACACGUGUGUGUGUGUGCGAGCGUGUGUAUAUAUAACACAAUGUGUCAAGUGUAGAGAGUUGAGGACGGGCACCUAGACGCAGAAGGGUUGUGGAGUGACGAUGCUGCUGUGGCUGCUGCUCGUGUGGGUGGCUGGGGUGGUGGUGAACACACGUCUGGGAUCUGCUAGUCCCUUCAGAGAGGAGAAUGAGGUCGAGCUGCGAGAGGGUGGUAAAUUGUCCCACAUGCUGUCGAAACGACACAAAGGUGGGGAAACGGGCGGCGCACCAUGCGUGUUCCCCUACAUUUACGGCGGACGCAAGUACGACUCGUGCACGCUGGACGGGCGCAGCGAUAACCGCUGGUGGUGCGCCACCACGGGCAACUACAACACCGACGGCUACUUUGGCUUCUGCUCCUUCAACACUCUGCCAACAAUCAUGGGGCACGGCGGAGGAACGGCGUGCGUGUUCCCGUUCAUCUACAAUGGAAAAACGUACAAAACGUGCACGCUGGACGGGCGAACUGAUGGGCGCUGGUGGUGCGCCCACACUGGCAACUACGACACCGACAAAAAAUACGGCUUCUGCACAACAGCUGGCAUUGUUGGCUUGGGCAGUUCGGAAUCACGGGCAACGGGGCCGACCCCGCGGUGCGUCUUCCCCUUCGUGUACGCGAAGCAGAGCUACAAUGGGUGCACACAGGCCGGCCGCGACGACGGUCGCUGGUGGUGCUCCACCACCGACAACUACGACAUAAACCGGACAUGGGCCUACUGCUCCAACAAUGCCAUGAUGACGUCUGGCGGCAACGGGGGCAGCGCCGCCUGCAUGUUUCCGUUCCUGUACGGCGACAAGGCGGUGUACGAGUGCACGCUGCUGGGGCGCACCGACUCGCACCUCUGGUGCGCCACGACGCCCAACUACCGCACCGACAAGAAAUACGGAUUCUGCGGCCGCGCGGGCGGCUACUUGGAGGAGCCCUCGUGCAUCUUCCCGUUCGUCUACAAUGGGCAGAGCUACAGCGGCUGCACUCAGGACGGCCGCACCGACGGCAAGUGGUGGUGCUCCACCACCGCCAACUACGACAGCGACAAGAAGUGGAUCGUCUGCCCCGUCGCGGUGGCUACAGCUGUGCCAACUGUCGCCCCAACCGCCACCGUUCAGCCCAAAGUCGUCGUCUCGGCGGCCGCAGGGAACCGCGAGGCGGACUUCGUGUUCGUGGUGGACGGCUCGGAAGGCGUGUCAGCGGCCAACUUCGCGUUGCUGCGCCAGGUGCUCGCGCGCAUCGUGGCCGGCAUGGACGUGCGCGCCGAGGCCACGCGUGUCGCCGUGGUGACGGUGGGGGGCGCGCCCAGGCUCAGCGUCGCCCUCAACUCUUUCAGCGACAAGGCGCAUCUCGUGGCGGCCAUUGAGCGGCUCGGCCACCCGGGUGGCGCUCGCAACCUGGGUCACGCGCUGCAGUUCCUGGUCAGCGACGUCCUGCGUCCGGACAAGGGCUCACGCAUCCAGCAGGGAGUCCCGCAGAUGAUUUACGUGAUCAUGGGAGGAAAGUCUGAGGACGACGUCGCCAUGGCAGUGGGGCAGUUGCGCACGAUGGGCGUGCGCGUGUCGGCGUUCGGAGCCGGAUACCAGGACUCGGCGGCGCUGGGUUCCAUCGCUACGUCCGGCUCGCUGGUGCGCAGCUGGAGCAGCUUCCAGGCUCUGCUGUCCGACAGUGCCAGCCUCACCGGCAAUGCCAUCUACUUAUCGGAGUCGUCGGCGAGCAUCGUGUUCGUGGUGGACGCAUCGGGCGCCGUCAAGGCGGACGAGCUGCAGGCCGUGGGCCGCUUCAUCGUGAGCAUGGCGCACCGCUUGAGCCUGGGCGAGGGGCAUACGCGCCUCGGCGUGGUGCUCUACGGCGCGACGCCCUCCACCCUCGUGGUGCCCGGGGAGCUCAGCUCGGCGCAGCAAGUGGAGGCGAAGCUCGCCGGUGGCUUGCGCCUCAUGGGCGGCGCCACCAACACGGGCGCCGCCCUCACGUUCGCCCUCAACAGCGUCAUGACGGCAGAGCCCCCCAAAAUACCCAAGAGCAUCGUGCUGGUGACGUGGGGCCCAUCUAGCGACGACGUCUCUGCAGUGCCGGCGCUGCUUCAGCAGCACGCCGUGAGCAUGCUGGCUAUCGGCGUGCGCGGCGCCAACCAGGGUCAGCUGGACGUGCUCGCGUCGCGUGGAGGGAAGGCGUUUCAGAUUUCCAGCGGAUCCCUGCUGCUGCAGCUGCAGGGACAGAUUCUGACCAGGACCCUCUAUAUCGCCAGUGACGUGACAAUCCAUUACCUCGACCGUGGAAAGAUUGAAAUGGAGGAAUACGAGGAAGGCGCAGUCAUCAACUGUGCAGAUGCUGAUCUGAAUGAACUCAAGAACUCUGGAUUCAACGUGGUCUGCCAGAAGAACACAGAGGUUUGGAAAUGAGUCUGAGGGGUUCUACCCGUCGCCGCACGCUCGAGGCUCGGCUCACGAGCGGCCCGGACAGCCUCCUACCCCUCCCUCGUGCCGUGGUCUCUCCUCGGCGACGAGACAACCCCAUGAGCCUCCUCCAGCCUCGCCGACGGUUGACGUGCAGAUGCACGGCACGCGGUGCGAGAGGCGCCACGGCCUCUAAAGGUCCACGGUCUUAAAGCGUAUUCAAGCAGCUUAAAUAACCUAAUGGUGUGAAAUUUUUAGGUAUAACGUCUUAGUAAUACAGUGCAUGUUUGGUAUCCGCUAGUUUUUUUUAUUUAAACUUUUAAUCGCCACUGAAUAGAGGGAAGCGUUUCAAACGGACGGGCAAUGUAUAGCUAUGGCACAAUGCGAAGGUGCAUGCAUGAGAACUUUGUGUUCGGAGCGGUAUUCAGUGGCGGUUUCGAUGGAGUUUACUCACCUGGAGCUACAAUAAAUGGUUUGCGGGGA
This is a messenger RNA of Petromyzon marinus (sea lamprey), 3288 nucleotides long. RefSeq lists its product as uncharacterized. NCBI's taxonomy places the organism in Eukaryota, Metazoa, Chordata, Hyperoartia, Petromyzontiformes, Petromyzontidae. The record is from RefSeq and is a predicted model, not a curated record. Gene Ontology annotation, cellular component: cell surface. Gene Ontology annotation, biological process: sperm capacitation. Gene Ontology annotation, molecular function: heparin binding.